GAGCACAAGAGCAUCUUUUUUUCGCUUUUGGCUACUAUAAAUAGGUCCCCUGGGUUACUUCUAUUGCAUGAAUUUCUAGCUUCCAAACCCACCAAGAUUGAUCGAGCAAUCGGGCUUUUGGGAUAGAUCAUCUUACUGUAUUGUUAAAUCUUGAUCUGGGAUUCCAAUAUGGCCGCUGUUGAGGUUGCUGCUAUGCCCGCUGAAUUGAGCCCUGCAACUGAAGAAGUGCAUGUCCAGGCUGUUGAGCAGCCCCCAAAGGAAGAAGAAUCUGCCCCCGUUGUUGAACAGGAGGCUGUGGAGAAAACAGUUGAAGAGACCCCUGCUGCAGAAGAGCCCAAAGCAGAGGAAGAAAGCCCUGUAGCAGAGGUGGCUAAGGUCGAGGAGGUGUCUACCCAAGAGGAGAUUCCAGCUGAGGAAGCAAAAGAAGAGGUGGUGGAAGAAGCAGCACCUGCCAAGGAAGCAGAAGAAGAGUCCCCUGCUAAAGAAGAAGAAGAAAAAGAGGUUGCAAAGGAAGUAGCAGAAGAGAAAGAGGCUCCUGCAGCUCCAACAGAAGUUGUGGAGAAGGAAGCCCCUGCUCCUGAAACUCCUGUGGAGGAAGAGACCCCUGUUGAGGCAGUAUCUGCUCCAGUCACAGAAGAAGUUGUAACACCUGCUGCUGAAGAAGUGAAGACUGAAGCAUCAGAGUGAAGAAUGAUGGUUGUGGUAGAUUAAUAAGGGAUGUGCAUGUAAGAGAUCUAUAGAAUAGAUCAGAUCAGAUCAGAUCAUCAGACGAGUUGAUGUUUAUAACAGAUGUUUUAGGUGGUUGAUAUAGUUAGCUCAGGUGUAUAAGCCACAGUUGAAAGAUUCAGCUUCAGCUUGCAGGGGAUUGCACACAUAGAAGUCUUUUUCUUUGCCCCUUUCGAUCGUUCUAGUUUGGCUUGAUUUUAAAGAGAAACUAAAAGCAUUUGUAUGUCAGUCCAGAGAUAAUAAAAGUAUGGGUCUAGUUUAUUAUGUAA
Cryptomeria japonica (Japanese cedar) is the source of this 995-nucleotide messenger RNA. RefSeq lists its product as uncharacterized. The transcript is spliced from 3 exons. Bases 169 to 687 code for a protein of 172 amino acids. Lineage: Eukaryota; Viridiplantae; Streptophyta; Pinopsida; Cupressales; Cupressaceae. The record is from RefSeq and is a predicted model, not a curated record.